AUGACAACCCUAACUCUCCUCACCACUUUAUUCUUCUUCUUCUUGAUGACUCUCUCUUCAUCUACUAACCCAAAAAACUUCACCAUCGAGCUUAUCCACCGUGACUCUCCCCAUUCCCCACUCUACAACCCACAAACCAACCUCACUGACCGUCUCAACGCAGCUUUCCUCCGCUCCAUCUCUCGUUCCCGCCGCUUCAACCACAACUCCCAAACCGAUCUCCAGUCCGGUCUAAUAGGAGCAGGAGGCGAGUUCUUCAUGAGUAUCACCAUCGGUACUCCACCAAUCAACGUCCUCGCGAUAGCCGACACAGGGAGUGACUUAACUUGGAUCCAAUGCAAACCAUGUCAACAGUGUUACAAAGAGAACGGUCCAAUCUUCGACAAAACUCAAUCCUCUACUUACAAGAGCCUUCCUUGCGAGUCACGUCACUGCAACUCUUUAUCUACCAACGAACGUGGUUGUGACGAGUCUAAAAACGUAUGCAAAUACCGUUACUCGUACGGAGACAAGUCGUUUACUAAAGGUGACGUGGCGACAGAAACUAUAUCUAUUGACUCUGCUUCAGGCUCUCCUGUCUCUUUCCCCGGAACUGUGUUCGGUUGCGGUUAUAACAACGGUGGUACCUUCGACGAGACUGGUUCUGGUAUCAUCGGUCUCGGUGGCGGUCAGUUAUCACUAAUCUCCCAGCUUGGUUCGUCGAUUUCUAAUAAAUUCUCUUAUUGCUUGUCGCACAAGUCAUCUACCGUAAACGGCACAAGCGUGAUAAACCUAGGAACAAGCUCGAUUCCUUCCGGUCUUGACAAGGCUUCUUCCCACGUGGUGAUAUCUACUCCGUUGGUCGAUAAAGAGCCGAAGACUUAUUAUUACUUGACGCUUGAAGCUAUCUCCGUCGGCAAAACCAAGAUUCCGUACACCGGGAGUUCUUAUUACCCUAACAACGACGACGUAUCGAUGGAGGGGAACAUUAUAAUAGACUCGGGGACGACGCUGACGCUACUUGAAUCUGGUUUUUACGAUAGGUUUGGCGAGGCGGUGGAGGAAGCAGUGACUGGAGCUAAGCGUGUGAGUGAUCCACAGGGGCUUUUGUCGCAUUGUUUCAAGUCAGGGAGUGCGGAGAUUGGUUUGCCGGAGAUAACGGUGCACUUCACCGGAGCCGACGUGAAGCUGAGUCCUCUCAAUGCGUUUGUGAAAAUGAGUGAAGAUAUGGUUUGCAUGAGUAUGAUUCCGACCACUGAAGUUGCCAUCUUUGGGAACUUUGCUCAGAUGGAUUUUCUCGUUGGGUAUGACUUGGAGACGAGGAGAGUCUCGUUUCAACGUAUGGAUUGUACCAAUACUAUAUGA
This is a messenger RNA of Eruca vesicaria subsp. sativa (arugula), 1344 nucleotides long. The record is from the annotation of a GenBank genome assembly. NCBI's taxonomy places the organism in Eukaryota, Viridiplantae, Streptophyta, Magnoliopsida, Brassicales, Brassicaceae.